GCUGGGCCUGUGCUGACACCGAGGCUCGCGCUGCGCCCAUGACAGGCGAAGACACACCACACGGAGCUGAGGCCCGCGGCCGCCAAAGGCUCUCGCCGUCUUUGCAGAUACCCAAGAACAGAAGCACCGGAAAUCUCGGGACUGUAGGGACUGGGGGCGACAACUCUGAAAAGGCUCGCAUCCGCUUCUCGUUCGAUGCCGGCGCCUCGGCCGUCGAGUACGACACAAUGUCAAGGUCAGCUUUUCCUAGAAAAGCAAGAGGGGUGGCGGUUGAUUGCAGGACGGGAUAGCUGUGUUGCUUUGACCCUCUAAUGUGGUCAAACAAGUCCGGUCACGCACUGAUUCGUCUCUGGUCACUGACAUGUGCUAUCCGUCACAGGAGCUCCAUCGUGACCGACCACGACCACGGCUUGGGAAUGUCCGGACUUCGACGCAUACGCCAGCAACCUAAUGCAAUGAGGACCCCCACGAUGCCGUCAGUCUCAAGUAGAAACCCGUCACUCACCGAUUUGUCUCGGUCAACAUCUGCCUCCGCCAGUAUGUUCCUUGACCACCACUCGACCCCGGUGUCCCCGUGUCCUAUCUCUCCCACCUUUACCGAAGACCUCUCCCGUUUUCCGUCCGAAUCGCUCCAUUCGUUUUCAUUCGCACAUCAAUCCGAAGACUUGAUACACAACCGACAAAACGUCCUGAAACGAUCAAUGGAGUUCAUGAGAGACAGAAUGGCGUGGUCGCUCGCGGCUAACGCGGGGAUAACGAGCGCGCAGGCACGGGUGACGGGUGACGUCGAGGCCCAAAAUAUGCUGGAUUUGUUGACGAAGGCACAGCUGGUCGGCGCUGGGAAUCUCCCCAACGGCGGCCGCAGUAUCCUUACCGGGCCAUUGACCGGGCCAGCAACGACAUCAAAUGCAAACGUGUUCGACAGGGGCUUCGCUCUGAGGACCGAAAGCCCCGAGCCUAUGGAUAGGACGCCACUCACGUCUCCGACCGCUUCAACACGCCCCCCCGUGGUCAUUGAGAUACCGGCCCCUCACCAGGAAACAUCGGUUCCAACCUCAGACUCGCGGUCGCAACCCCCAUCCAGCGAGAGUACGGGGUCUGAGAGCUCGUCAAGGACGCCGACGAAUGAGAGUGGUGCGAGUGGUACUACGGCCAAGACAUCACCGCCGCCGUCAAGACGUCCUAGCAUUCUGAAGCGAACCAUGACGGACACAGACAUAAUGCAGGCAUCGGUACAGCAAAAGCUCAUCGAUGUCAUGGCGCAACCGUUCCACGCUGCCGAGCCGCAGACGCAGACGCAGCCUCAGCGCCGGCCAUCACAACCCUUCGGUCCUGCGGUACAUCCGCCACCCGGCACAAGCCCCGCCGUACACAAUCACCCGACGAGGUGGGUGCCUGCUGCCCAAGCAAUCUUUACCACCGAGUCGAAACCGCCAUGGACGAUUAUUGCUGCCAAUGAUCUUGCUUGCCUGCUGUUCGGCGUCACCGCCGCCGAGGUUAGGAAAAUGGGCAUAUUGGAGGUGGUACAGGAAGAGAGGAGGGCAUGGCUCGUUGGGAGAUUGCAGAAGGGCAACCACGAGCAUGCCGGAGAUGGUUCCGAGAGCGAGAUCGCCCAGCCGGUGCCUGCCGUACAGACGUCUACGCUCCUUGGCUCACGCGGUGGUGGGAUCACGGCAAAGCUGCUGAGCAAGCCAAAUUCGAGAUCGCAGACACCCAAGGCUGCGAGACGACCAGCCACCAUCCACAGUGGCGAUCCGAAACCUCCAACACCAGGGCAGGGUCACCGUCAGAGCAGCAAAUCCAGGGGUGUACUGCUCUGCGGCGACGUUGUCCCAAUUCAAAAACGCAACGGCGCCACGGGCUCUGCUAGUUUUUGGGUCAUUGAAAAGCGGGUGGGCCUGAUCUGGGUGUUGGAAGAGAUCCACGAGGAUGUCUCGUACAUCGACGUCGAUGAGGAUGGAGCAGUCCUCAAGCUCUCUGGUGCUUUAGGUCCCAUCUGGGGGAACGAAAGUCUACAGCCAGGCCAAGACAUCGGCUUAUUGAUACCCCGAAUCCCACGGCAAGGCAUUGACCCACGCUUCGGUGAAAUCGACUAUCACGAGAUCGCGAGGCGGAAGUACUACACGUGUCGUAACUGCGACCGGGUCAGCAUCCCGGCGACGGUGGAACAAGUCAGGGGAACCACCCAACUGCGCGUGUCGAGCUUGCCGCAUAUUGCCGGCAUUAUCGUGGUCUGCCCUCAAGACCUCACAAUAAAGAGCUCCAACUCGGUAUUCUGCGGUGCACUUUUUGGCCACCAGAAGCCGGACGGCAUUUCGAUUAACCAACUGGUGCCAAAUUUUGACAAGAUACUGCGCGUCCUCACUGAGCGAGAGGGCGUCGAUCUGACCGAUGGUAUCAUAAUUCCCGAGCACUCGUUCCGAAAGGCGUCGGCGUGUUUGGCACUCGAGGAGGGACAGCCGGAUGCUGCUGCAGGAUUCCUUCGUCCGGACAGUCUUCCGGCCCGCCACCGGGACGGAUCUCAACUCCGAAUUGACAUUCAGAUGCGGGUAGUAAAGAGCGAAAAGCAAGUCGUGACGAACAAUGAGGCUGUUGUCGAGAACAACGAUGUUGAGUCACCAAAGGGUGAGGCGAACGAUAUGUUUGUUCUGGCUCAAACAGAGAUGGUGUAUGCUCUUUGGAUUACUUAUUCACGGCACCUCCACGCUUCGCGGACAAACGUGGGCGCGUCAUCGCCAUCGUUUUCUGGCACCGCAACACCCCUGCAUCAACCGUCACCAGGCCAAACGCCGGCCCACACCCCGCUGGAUAUGCAAUCCGAUUCGGACGAAUCGCAGAAAGGGGAAACAAAGACUUCGUCAUUGGCACGGCAGUUGAAGUCGGUCGCCAUCACCGCCGCGGCCAAGCUUACCGGCUCACAGCGGGCUUCCGAGUCUCAGAAGGACCAGGCCAGCUCGUCCAAGUCGGCAGAGCCAGCACAAAAGAAGUCGAUUGAUGAUUUCACCAUCAUCGAGGAGAUGGGCCAGGGCGCCUACGGGCAGGUCAAGCUGGCGAGAUACCGCAGUACCGGCAAGAAGUGCGUGCUGAAGUAUGUUACCAAGCGACGCAUCCUCGUCGACACGUGGACGCGUGACCGCAGGCUAGGCACCGUCCCGCUCGAGAUCCACGUGCUGGACUACCUACGGCGGGGCGAGCUGCGACACCCCAACAUCGUCGAGAUGGAUGACUUCUUCGAGGACGAGGUCAAUUACUACAUCGAGAUGGCGCCCCACGGCCUGCCCGGCAUGGACCUGUUCGACUACAUCGAGUUGCGCACCAACAUGGACGAGCAGGAGAUCCGCAGCAUCUUCGUGCAGGUCGCCCGCGCCGUCCACCACCUACACACCAAGGCACAGGUGGUACACCGCGACAUCAAGGACGAAAACGUCAUCCUGGACGGCGAGGGUCACAUCAAACUAAUCGAUUUCGGGAGCGCCGCGUACAUCAAGAGCGGUCCCUUUGACGUGUUUGUAGGCACCAUCGAUUACGCAGCGCCCGAAGUCCUCGCGGGCCGGCCGUACGGCGGCAAGGAGCAGGACGUCUGGGCCCUCGGCAUCCUGCUGUACACCAUCACCUACAAGGAGAACCCCUUCUACAGCAUCGACGAGAUCAUGGACCGCGACCUCCGCGUCCCUUACACCGUCAGCGACGAGAGCAUCGACCUGAUCCGCAAGAUGCUCGACCGCAACAUCGAGGAGCGGUACACCAUUGAUCAGGUCUUGGAGCAUCCGUGGUGCCGGAUGGAGUGAGUUGAGUGGGUUGGUGGUGGUGUGGUGGUGGUGUCUGUUUGGGGGUGAGGCUGGGGGGUGUGGCGGGCGUUCCCACCCCCCGGCGAAGUGAGACUGGGGAGCUGGUGAUGAGGGCACUUUUUAGG
Molecule: messenger RNA, 3913 nt
Organism: Chaetomium fimeti
Lineage: Eukaryota; Fungi; Ascomycota; Sordariomycetes; Sordariales; Chaetomiaceae
Exons: 3
Coding region: 312-3788 (1158 amino acids)
Biological process (GO): protein phosphorylation; intracellular signal transduction; negative regulation of glycogen biosynthetic process
Cellular component (GO): nucleus; cytosol; cytoplasm
Molecular function (GO): ATP binding; protein serine/threonine kinase activity
Source: RefSeq, a predicted model, not a curated record